AUGGUGAACCGAGACAAGCUCGAGCGAAGCAUCGAAUACAAGGAGAUACUGCCCAAGGCUGUGACACAAGCUUCUGAAAGCAAGAAGGAUCCUCGUCAAGAGAUAUUGCACCUCUCAAGGCAAGUGACUCGUUAUGCCUCUAUGUUGGAGAGGAGUGUUCAAGACUUGGGUGAAACGCAAGUGGUUCAAGGAGGCGCUUCGGGGAAGAAGGAAAGGGGAUCGCUCAAGAUGAACGACCUUGUCCAGUUCGGGUUACAGUCGAUACCCCUCCGUGCUGUGAUCCAAGUAGUUGGGCAUUUCCUUUUGCAGAAAGAAAGGCAUUGCUUGAUCAACUUAGCAAGUGUGUCACACAGUGUGAGAGACCAUCUUGUUCCGCUGUUGAUCCUAUACAAAUGGGAAAAACUGCAGACCGCAAAACAGAUGGCAGAGGCGGUGAAUAUGGAUGCCAUAACAUCUACGCAAGUCCCUCAGGGGCUUCGUGCAGCAGUUUCGAGUGGAGUGACGGCUGUGACAAAGGGGCUGAUGUCAAUUAGGAUUGGUGAGCAUGCGUCGCUCCAGACAAAAGUGGAGGAGCUUGAAGAUCUUGUUAACGGUCUCAAGAAAGAGAGAGAGCAGCUCUACGCACAGAUACAAGCAGAUGCAUUGAUUAAGAAAUUUCAAGAUCAGAAAAUCAAGGAUUUAGAGAAUACAAAGAAGGAUCCUUCCCUGCAAGCUUCAGAAUCGACGAUGAGAGCGCAGGAGCUCGAGAAAUCUUGUGAAGAGCUGAGGAAUCAGCUGGCGGAGUCGGAGAGACAGCUGCAAGAGGAGAGAGCGAAGCGGAAGCAGGAGGAAGAGCAUUUCCAGCGGGCAAAGAAGGUUAUUGCGGUACUUGCGGCCGAGGUGCACAAGCUGAGGCAGCAGGUCGGUCUGAAUGGAAACGGGAAUGGAAGCGCCUCCAAGUAG
Guillardia theta CCMP2712 is the source of this 942-nucleotide messenger RNA. RefSeq lists its product as hypothetical. Lineage: Eukaryota; Cryptophyceae; Pyrenomonadales; Geminigeraceae. Bases 1 to 942 code for a protein of 313 amino acids. The record is from RefSeq and is a predicted model, not a curated record. The transcript is spliced from 12 exons.